AUGAAGCUCUCGUCUACUUGGGCUAUUGCCUGUCUGGCGGCCCAGGCUGCUGGUGCUGCUAUUAGCCAUCAAUUGAAUGGGUUGACGAUUACCGAGCAUCCGGAUCCUGUUAAGCGGGCUUUGCUUCAGAAAUAUGUGACAUGGGACAAGGAUUCUUUAUUCGUCAAUGGCGAGAGGAUCAUGCUGUUCAGUGGUGAAAUCCACCCGUUCCGUCUGCCUGUUCCAUCUCUGUGGAUUGAUGUCUUCCAAAAGGUCAAGGCUUUAGGAUUCAACUGCGUUUCUUUCUAUGUUGACUGGAAUCUGUUGGAAGGCAAGCCCGGGCAAUAUACUGCCGAAGGAAUCUUUGCGCUGGAGCCUUUCUUCGAUGCUGCCAAGGAGGCUGGUAUCUAUCUCCUCGCUCGUCCCGGUCCCUACAUCAACGCCGAAGCAUCGGGUGGUGGUUUCCCAGGUUGGCUUCAGCGUGUGAAUGGAACAUUGCGAACUAGCGAUCAGGCUUACCUAAAGUCAACUGAUAACUAUAUUGCCAAAGUCGCCGCGACAAUCGCCAAAGGGCAGAUCACAAAUGGCGGUCCAAUCAUUCUGUAUCAGCCCGAGAAUGAAUACAGCGGUGCCUGCUGCGGAUAUGAAGGUUUCCCAGAUGGAGCCUACAUGCAGUAUGUCGAGGACCAGGCACGCAAUGCUGGUGUUGUCGUCCCUCUGAUUAGCAAUGAUGCCUGGGCUGGUGGCCACAAUGCACCUGGCACUGGCAAGGGGGCGGUCGAUAUCUACGGUCAUGAUAGCUACCCUCUUGGCUUUGACUGUGCCAACCCUUCUACUUGGCCAUCUGGUAAUUUGCCCAAAGGGUGGUAUCAAACGCACAUGGAUCAGAGUCCUUCUACCCCGUACUCUCUGGUUGAAUUCCAAGGUGGAGCAUUUGAUCCUUGGGGAGGCGUUGGGUUCACGAAGUGUGCUGCUCUUCUGAACCAUGAGUUUGAGAGAGUUUUCUAUAAGAACAACCUCAGCUUCAAGGUUGCUUUCCUGAAUCUGUACAUGAUCUUUGGUGGUACCAACUGGGGUAAUCUUGGUCACCCUGGUGGCUAUACAUCCUAUGACUAUGGUUCUCCAAUUACAGAGUCUCGCAAUAUCACUCGCGAGAAGUACAGCGAGCUCAAGUUGAUUGGAAACUUUGUCAAGGCGUCACCGGCGUACCUGCUUACAACACCAGGAGACUUGAGUACUUCCGAGUACACUACAUCAUCCGAUAUUGCAGUGACGCCCCUGCUCAGUGGUAACAGCACAGCAUCUUCGUUCUUCGUGGUCCGUCAUAAUGACUACUCAAGCCAGACUUCAGUCGACUACAAGCUCAAGGUUUCUACCAGCGCUGGCUCCCUCACAAUCCCACAGCUUGGUGGAAGCUUGACUCUCAGCGGUCGUGACUCUAAGAUCCAUGUUGUUGACUAUGAUGUUGCAGGGACCAAUGUUCUCUACUCUUCCGCUGAAGUGUUCACCUGGAACCAGGUUGGCAACUCCAAGGUGCUUGUGCUGUACGGUGGCCCUGGUGAACACCACGAGCUGGCAGUCAACUCCACAUCCAAGGCAUCUGUUGUCGAGGGUUCCUCGUCAGGUUUCACCACCAAGCAAGUUGGGAAGACCGUUGUGAUCGGCUGGGAUGUGUCCACCACUCGUCGAAUUGUCCAAGUAGAUGACUUAAAGGUUUUGCUUAUUGACCGUAACUCUGCAUACAACUACUGGGCUCCUCAGGUCCCGGCGUCAGGUACUAGACCUGGCUACAGCACCCAAAAGGCCGCCGCGUCGGCCGUCAUUGUCAAGGCCGGCUACCUUGUGCGAACUGCCUAUCUAAAGGGCAGUGACCUUCACCUCACAGCUGACUUUAACGCCACCACACCUAUCGAAGUGAUCGGUGCGCCAUCCAAGGCAAAGAACUUGGUCAUCAACGGCAAGAAGGCCCAGGUCAAAGUCGAUAAGAACGGCAUCUGGUCCAGCAAUGUGGCAUACAGUACACCUAAGAUCAAGCUCCCCACUCUCAAGAGUCUGAAGUGGAAGGCCAUUGACACACUCCCCGAGAUCCAAAGCUCAUACGACGACUCCAAGUGGGUUGCUGCCGACCUCGCCAACACAGCAAACAGCGUCCACCCUCUGCAGACCCCGACCUCCCUCUACUCAUCCGACUACGGCUUCCACACAGGAACCCUAAUCUACCGAGGCCACUUCACCGCGACAGGCGAUGAAACAACCUUCUUCAUGCACACCCAAGGCGGCACAGCAUUUGGCAGCUCAGUCUGGCUAAACUCCACGCACAUCGGAUCCUGGGCGGGAAUCUCGAUUGACAGCGACUACAACGCCACAUACACCCUCCCAACCCUAACAAAGGGCAAGUCCUACGUAUUCACCGUAGUCGUGGACAACAUGGGUCUAAACGAAGACUGGACAGUCGGCUCAGAGGAAAUGAAACUGCCCCGCGGUAUCCUCAACUACGAACUCUCCGGUCAAUCCGCCGACGCAAUUACCUGGAAACUAACCGGCAACCUCGGCGGCGAGGACUACAUCGACACAGUCCGCGGCCCGCUCAACGAAGGCGGUCUCUACGCCGAACGCCAGGGCUUCCACCAGCCUUCAGCACCUACACAAGAUUGGAAAUCAGACAGUCCCUUCGAUGGCCUCUCAGCACCCGGCAUCAAAUUCUACUACACAAGCUUCGAUCUCGAUAUCGAGAAGGGCUGGGAUGUACCCCUCUACUUCAAUUUCGGAAAUAGUACCGCGCCGCCUGCUGCGUACCGUGCCCAGCUGUAUGUGAAUGGCUACCAGUAUGGUAAGUAUGUGAACAAUAUUGGGCCGCAGACAAGUUAUCCGGUUCCCGAGGGUAUUUUGAAUUAUCGUGGGAGCAACUAUGUUGCCUUGAGUCUGUGGGCUCAGGGAGAGGAUGGUGCUAAGGUGGAGAAUUUGGAGUUGGAUUAUACUACUCCCGUGUUGACUGCGUUGGAUGCGGUUGAGGCAGCUGGGCAGCCGAAGUAUUCGAAGCGGAAGGGGGCUUAUUAG
Molecule: messenger RNA, 3036 nt
Organism: Penicillium antarcticum
Lineage: Eukaryota; Fungi; Ascomycota; Eurotiomycetes; Eurotiales; Aspergillaceae
Product: glycoside hydrolase family 35 protein
Exons: 6
Coding region: 1-3036 (1011 amino acids)
Biological process (GO): carbohydrate metabolic process
Cellular component (GO): vacuole
Molecular function (GO): beta-galactosidase activity
Source: RefSeq, a predicted model, not a curated record